UGUUCAAAGUGCCAUCCAACACUCAAAUAAAAUAAAAAAUCGUGUGCAAAAAUUAAAUGUAUCUUGGCAAAGUAACAACAUUCGAGUUUGAUCCAUUUGCAUUUGUAUCAAUACAUAUAUAUACACAAUACGUGAAGUUUUCAUCAAACAAAUAUUUGUCAGUUUCAUGUUUGUGUGUUGCUUGACUACUCCAAAGUUUUCAUCAUCAGUUUGUUAAAAAGUGAUCUACAGUAACGAGUACAUAAGAACUAAAAUCUACUUUUAUAAAUCUAAUUAAUAAAUAAAACCUUGGUAAUUAAAUAGAAAAUAUACAAAUUAAAAAAAUAUAGAUUUAGUGAAAGGUAAAAAAUAAAAAACAUUCAGGAGAGACUAUCACCUAGAUAGAAAAAAAAUUGACGAUUAGUUUUCAUUCAGUGCUUGUGUGACAAACGACGUAUCAAUAUGAAGGACAUUAAAUCUCAGAUUAAAAACAAUGGCUAUGUUGUACUGGAAAAUUAUUUUACAUCUGAUGAAGUUGAUGAGCUUAAAAAAUGUGGUGAAGAAUUGACAAAUAAUUUACCACCAGAAAAUGAAAGAAAAAUAUUUAGCACAGUUGAUAGAUCACAGAGUAAAGAGAUGUAUUUUAUUGAUUCGGCAAAUAAAAUAAGUUAUUUUUUUGAAAAAGAUGCACUUGAAGAAAAUGGAAAGCUCAAAGUUGAUCCACGAGUUGCUUUAAAUAAGGUUGGACAUGCACUUGGCUGGCUUCAUCCAACAUUCAAGCAAAUAACAUUUGACGAAAGAAUAAAAGAAGUUGCAUUUCAAUUGGAUUUUCAAGAGCCAGCACUUUGUCAAUCCAUGUAUAUUUAUAAAAAUCCUGGUAUUGGAUCAGAAGUAAGUGUUCAUCAAGAUGCAACAUAUCUUUAUACCGAGCCACAAAAGUUGUUGGGUUUUUGGAUAGCUCUAGAUGAUGCAACACUUGACAAUGGUUGUCUUUGGAUUGCACCAGGAUCUCAUAAGAGUGGUGUUCAUAGAAGAUACAUACGAAAUAAAGAUCCAAAUUCAAAAGAUUUAAUUGUUUUUGAUAAAUCACAACCGUGCUAUUCGGCUGAUAGUUUUAUAGCUGUACCAGUUAAAAAAGGAUCAUGUGUUAUACUUGAUGGACAAGUUGUUCAUUAUUCAAAACCAAAUAAAUCUGAUGCAUCACGACAUGCAUAUACUUUUCAUAUUAUCGAAACAAAACAUGUUACAUAUUCUAAAGAUAAUUGGCUACAACCACCAAGUGCUGGUUUUCCUCUUAUUUAUCGUAAUUAAUUAUUUAAUAAAAAGAAAAAAAAAUAUAUUCUACCUCUGUUUUUUUUUUUUCUAAAUUAAAUAAUUAACAAUUUUUUUUUCAUCAUUUAUUUAUAACAAACUUUUUUUUUAUAUAUAUUAUGAGUUGAUAAUAUAUGUUGUUAACAAUUAUAUUUUUUUUUUUUCUUCAAAGUGAUAAAUAAAAAUGUUAAGAAAAAUUAAAAAAUAAGAAAAAUUAUAUACGUAUUAUUUUGUGAUUUCUUUUUUUUAGUAAUAAAAAUAAAUAAAUAUUUUAUCGAUCGGC
Molecule: messenger RNA, 1573 nt
Organism: Aphidius gifuensis
Lineage: Eukaryota; Metazoa; Arthropoda; Insecta; Hymenoptera; Braconidae
Gene: Phyhd1
Product: phytanoyl-CoA dioxygenase
Exons: 5
Coding region: 442-1290 (282 amino acids)
Source: RefSeq, a predicted model, not a curated record